Molecule: messenger RNA, 3444 nt
Organism: Dictyostelium purpureum
Lineage: Eukaryota; Evosea; Eumycetozoa; Dictyosteliales; Dictyosteliaceae
Gene: PEX6
Exons: 3
Coding region: 1-3444 (1147 amino acids)
Biological process (GO): protein import into peroxisome matrix
Cellular component (GO): cytosol; peroxisomal membrane
Molecular function (GO): ATP hydrolysis activity; ATP binding
Source: RefSeq, a predicted model, not a curated record
AUGAAUGGAAUAUUUAAAAACCAUUGGUUUCAUAUAUCAGUAUUAGAUGAUGAAACUUUUUUAAAUAGAUAUUGCUAUAAUAAUGACAAUAGUAGUAAUAAUAAUACUUUAGAUACAAUCAUAAUUCCAUUUGAUAAAUCAUAUAAUCCAAACCAAUUCGAUCCAUCAAUAAUAAGUGAUUAUUUUAUACUUUUAUAUAAAUCAAUGUAUAGUAAUAACACUAUUAACAAUAAUAAUGAUAAUAAUGAUAACAAUGAUAUUAUAAAAUAUAAAAAUAAUCAUAAAGAAUUUUUAUUAUCAUUCGAUAUCAUAUUUAUAAAUAACUAUAUACCAAAUGAAAACAACCAUAUUAUAAUAUCAAAAACCUGUUCGUAUAAAAUUAAAAUAACCAACAAAGACAAUGUUCAUAUAAAGCCAAUUAAAAAAAACUUAACAACAUUGCAAAGAGCUGUAUUAUUAGCAAAUGAUUUAAUAUCGUAUAAUGAAUCAUCAUUAAAUAAUAAUAAUAAUAAUAAUAAUAAUAAUAAUAAUAACACUUCCACAUCAGUUAACAAAUAUUCUGUAAAUGAAGAAUUUAGAAACUAUUUAAUCGACAACUCAAUUAUAUUCUCUUCUCCAAAUAAUAUUGUAAUCCAUGGAGAUCACACAUUCUCUUAUAAAGUAUUGGAAUGCUAUCCAUUAAACCAAGGUACUGUUUCGAGCUCCACCACUAUUAUUGUUAUUAGUCCUGACGAUAAAAUUCUAGAUAAUUUUAAAGAACAACAACAACAAAUCGAACAAGAGGAAAAAGAAUUAGAAACAUUACAGUCAUCAACCUCCUCAUCCUCCCUAUCAAACAAAGCAAUAAAUAAAAAUUUAAGGAUUUCAAAUUUUAUUAUUCACCCUUUGGAUAGUUCAUUGCUAACUCCAAAAUCACCAACCAAUAGCUUAUUCCAUUUUAUACCAAAUUCAAAAAGCCUUUUAUUAAAUAGUAAAAAAAUUAUAAACAUUAAACAACUACCACCAAUUUCAAACGAAAAUGAUUUAAAACAAUUAAUUUCAAAGGAAUAUGACUAUUUAGUCGAUUGCUUAGUAACACUACCAACUUUAAAACAACUAGGGUUAUUUAAUGGGUCAUGGGUAAAAGUUAAAAAUUUAAAUGAAGAAGGAAAAGAAAUUGCCAUUAAAAUAUUCUCUAUUGAACCAUCAUUACUCUCAUCAGAAACACCAAAACUAAAUGACAACUUGGUUUAUUUACCACCUUUAUCAAUAUUUAAUUUAGGUUUAGAUUUUAAAAACUUCCUUAAACUAUCUAAUAAUGAUGUAAUUUUAGAGCAAUUCGAAAUUAUAAUAUUAAAGGUAUCAAAUCAAAUUUUAAAUGAAACCAAUGAAUCAUCACCCCCUUUAUCACCAAGUAGUACCUCAAAAAAUGACUAUCCAAUCAAUUUCCCUGUUGCAAAUAGAAUUAAAAUAUCAAGAAUUAAAACUCAAAACUCAAGUGGUUAUAAAUCAUAUUCACAACAAUUAGAAAAAUAUUUCAAUAAAAAAAGACUAUUAAAACAAAAUGAUAUAAUAAUAAUCAAUAGUCAAUCUAACACCGACCAACAACAACCAAAUAAUAAUAUUACAAUUAAUAAGAAUGAAUUAAUAUAUUUUAAAGUUGAUAGUCUAAUGUUUAAUCAAUAUGAUAUUACAAAUAAUAAUCAAAUUUAUUUAAUAGAUAAAAACAAAACAUCGAUUAUCCAAGAAGGAUCAAGUAACUCAAUGAUACCAAGCAAAAUCGAGUCAUUUUAUUCAAGAGAUGAAAAGAAUGAACCAUCAAUACCAUUGGAUAUGGUUUAUGAUAAAGAAUUUAAACAUAUAGUAGAUUUGACACUUCCAUUUUUAAUCGGUGACAAAUUUCAAUUCGAUUUCAACUGUACAAUAUUAUUACAUGGCCCACAAGGUGUUGGUAAAAAGACUUUGUUAAAGUGUGUGGCCUCCCAUCUAGGUAUUCAUACAUUUGAAGUUGAUUGUUUCGAAAUUUAUGAUUUUAUCGAAACCAAAAAAGAACUAAAGAUUCAAAAGAUUUUAGAAGAUGCCUCAAACAAUACACCAACUUUAUUAAUUUUAAAAAACUUUGACGUAUUGGAACAAACAACCCAAAGUAUGCAACAAGAAAAGAAAGAAUCAAAUCUAUCCCAAACCCUUAUAAAUACCCUAAAAGAAAUUAAUGAAAAAGUAAACAAUAAUGAUCAAUUUAACAAAUAUCCACUAAUCAUUGCUGCAACUGUAAACUCUCUGGAUGAACUAUCAAAUAAAGUUAGAAAUUGGUUUAAACACGAAAUUUUAUUAAAUCAACUACCAAUUGAUAAGACAAUAUCAAGUAAAAAUUUAGCAAUUAGAACAGCUUCAUUUUUACAACAAAAUUUAAAAACAUUAAUACAAAGAUCAUCAGUCAAUGCAUUAAAAAGAGUAUUAGAGAUCCAAAAAUCAAUGAAUAAUGAAAUUACACCAACCGAAAUUUAUAAUUGUGGAUUCAAUAUCAUUCAAGAUGAUAUCACAAAGUCAUUAUCAGAGAUGCAAGAUUUUCAAUCAUCGUCAAUCGGCGCACCCAAAAUUCCAAAUGUAUCUUGGGACGAUGUUGGUGGUUUAGCAAGUGUAAAAAGUGAAAUUAUGGAUACAAUUCAGCUACCAUUAGAGCACCCACACCUCUUUGCCUCUGGUAUUGGUAAAAGAUCCGGUAUUUUAUUAUAUGGUCCACCUGGUACUGGUAAAACUUUAUUAGCCAAAGCUAUAGCCACAGAAUGCUCAUUAAACUUCCUUUCCGUCAAAGGUCCAGAACUUAUCAACAUGUAUAUUGGUGAAAGUGAAAAAAAUAUUAGAGAUAUCUUUAAUAAAGCAAGACAAGCAAAACCCUGUGUUAUCUUUUUUGAUGAAUUGGAUUCAUUGGCCCCAAGUAGGGGUAAUGGUGCUGAUAGUGGUGGUGUCAUGGAUCGUGUAGUAUCUCAACUAUUAGCAGAAUUAGAUGGUAUGGGUAAAUCCUCUGAUGUAUUUAUUAUUGGUGCUACCAAUAGACCAGAUCUUUUGGACUCAUCAUUAAUGAGACCUGGUAGAUUAGAUAGACUAUUAUAUUUGGGUAUUAGUACAGAUAAAGAUAAUCAAUUUAAAAUUUGUCAAGCUUUAACAAGAAAGUUUAAUUUAAGUGAUAAUGUAGAUUUAAGAAAAGUAGUUGAAACAUGUCCAAUGAAUUUAACUGGUGCCGAUUUUUAUGCACUUUGUUCUGAUGCUUUAGCAAAUUCAAUGAAAGAUAGAAUCCAAAAACUUACCAACAACCAAAUUUCAGAAGAUGAUAUGUCAUCAAAUGAUCAAAAGCUAAUUGUAGAACAAAAACACUUUAUUCAAGCAGUUGAAUCAUUAGUGCCAUCAGUCAGUUUAGACGAAUUAGAGUAUUAUCACAAAGUACAAAAACAAUUUUCGAAAUAA